AUGUUCUUUCGUUUUUUCAAAAAAUUUUUAUUAUUUUUUUCUUUGGACAAUUUCUUUCUAGUUGUUGAUCAAUUGCAAUUUAGUAGAAUGACUUCAUCUGAUGAGAGUUCGGAUAUUUUAACUUUUAUGCCAUUAGGUUCUGGCCAAGAGGUUGGGCGUUCUUGCCAUUACAUGCAAUUCAAAGGCAAAAGGAUUAUGGGAAUGCAUGGUGUCGAUGCUCUUCCUUUUGUUGAUUUUAUUGACGUAGAAGAACUCGAUUUACUUUUAAUUACCCAUUUCCAUUUGGAUCAUUGUGGAGCUUUGCCUUGGCUUUUAGAAAAGACUGCUUUUCGUGGUCGUUGUUUUAUGACUCAUGCUACAAAAGCAAUUUAUAGAAUGAUGAUUGGUGAUUUUGUUAAGGUUACAAAAUAUGGAGGUGGAGGAACUGGAGAAACAAGGAUGCUUUACACAGAAGAGGAUUUGGAGAGAAGUAUGGACAAAAUUGAGAUGAUUGAUUUUCACGAACAAAAGGAAGUCAAUGGAAUUAAAUUUUGGUGUUAUGUUGCUGGACAUGUUCUAGGUGCCUGUAUGUUUAUGUUAGAAAUUGCUGGUGUACGUGUCCUCUAUACUGGUGAUUUUUCGAGAUUAGAGGAUAGACAUUUGUGUUCAGCAGAGGUGCCGAAUGUAUCGCCUGAUGUGUUAAUUUCUGAAUCCACUUAUGGGACACAAAUUCAUGAAAGUCGCGAUGAACGAGAAAGGCGAUUUACUUCAACUGUCCAUGAAAUUGUUGCAAGAGGUGGACGUUGUUUAAUUCCAGCUUUUGCUUUAGGACGAGCACAGGAAUUGCUUUUAAUUUUGGAUGAAUAUUGGGAACAACAUCCAGAACUGCAUGAUAUUCCUGUUUAUUAUGCCAGUUCCCUAGCAAAAAAGUGUAUGGCAGUUUAUCAAACGUUUGUUAGUGGAAUGAAUCAACGGAUACAGCGACAAAUUUCUAUCAAUAACCCUUUUGUGUUUAAACAUGGUAUUGAUCAUUUCGAUGAUGUUGGUCCGUGUGUUGUUUUGGCUAGCCCAGGAUUUUUACAAAAUGGGUUGAGUAGAGAACUCUUUGAAAGUUGGUGUACAGAUUCUAAAAAUGGUUGUAUAAUUGCUGGUUAUUGUGUGGAGGGAACACUUGCUAAGCAUAUUCUCUCAGAACCAGAAGAAAUUGUCGCUUUAAAUGGUCAAAGAUUACCUAUGAGAUUACAAGUUGCUUAUAUCAGCUUUUCUGCUCAUACAGAUUAUAUUCAAACAUCAGAAUUUAUAAGAGCUUUGCGUCCACCUAAUCUGAUUUUGGUGCAUGGAGAAAUGAAUGAAAUGAAUAGAUUAAAGGCAGCAAUACAAAGACAAUAUGAAGAUGAUACUGAUUUUCAAAUUGAGGUUUACAAUCCACGAAAUACAGAAUCAGUAAAUCUUUUCUUCCGAGGCCAAAAAACAGCAAAAGUUGUUGGAUCUUUAGCAAUGAAUAUACCAAAUGAUGGAAGUAUAAUGAGUGGAAUUCUUGUUCGUCGUAAUUUUAAUUAUCAUCUUUUACAUCCAAACGAUUUAAAUGCAUAUACCGAAUUAUCCAAUUCUCGACUUAGUCAACGUGAAAGUGUUUUUUAUGAUGGAAGUUUUUCUGUUUUAAUUUAUAAUCUUCGACAACUAUCUUCUGAUACUAUUGUUGAAGAAAUAAUUAAAAAAGAAAAUGAUGAUGAAGGUUGUGAAAAGAAAAGUUUAAAACAAGAAAAGAAAGGAGGAAGCAAUUCACAACAACAACAACCUUCACAUUUAGUGAAAAUGUUUAAGGGAGAAAUUUUAAUUUCCUUUUAUUCACCUCAACAUUUGGUUAUAAUUGAAUGGAUGUCAAAUCCAGUAAAUGAUAUGUUUGCAGAUGCUGUUCUUUCUGCUGUUUUACAUGCACAGACUAAUCCUAUACUUGAAAAACAUUUACCAAAAUGUGAAGAACAAGAUCAACAAGCACAACAAAAAAAUGUUGAAAAAGUUCUUUUGGGUGCAUUACACGAACUUUGUGGGCCUAAAAGUAAGGUGGAAUUAACAACAAUAUUAUCACAACAAAAAGAAACGGCUGAAGGAACUUCAAAUGAAACACAACAAAAUAAUUUAAAUUCAAUAAUAGAAUUACAAGUAGACGGGAAAUCAGCACAAAUAGACCCAAAAACAUUACAAAUAGCUAAUUGUUCAGAUCAAUUGCUUCAUCACCUUUUAACUUCUAUAACGCAAAAAAUGGCACAUACUGUUUUACCUAUUUAAAUAGAAAAAGUUUUUUUCGAUUUUUCAAUUAAUUUGUAAAAAUUGUUUUUUGUUGUUUAAAUAAAUUAUUUAUUUUAAUUUGAUUUAAGUUAAAGUUUUUAUCUACUUUUUAUUUAAUGAAGUAAAUUUAUUUUUAAAUUUUUUUUAAUGUUUUUAGUUAAAGAAUUAUCUCCAUACUAGGAAUUUUCAAAUUUUGGACUGACUCAGCGUUCUGAUCUCACAAUUUUUUACAAUAUUGAUACAAUUCGAUAGAGAAUUAAAUUUGCUACUUUGUAGAAGUUAUGGCCUUACAAAACGAUUUUCGGAAUAAUUACAUCCCUCACCUUGAC
Molecule: messenger RNA, 2597 nt
Organism: Meloidogyne enterolobii
Lineage: Eukaryota; Metazoa; Nematoda; Chromadorea; Rhabditida; Meloidogynidae
Source: the annotation of a GenBank genome assembly